Cajanus cajan (pigeon pea) is the source of this 1453-nucleotide messenger RNA. It is a transcript of the gene RPN13, whose product is annotated as regulatory particle non-ATPase 13. NCBI's taxonomy places the organism in Eukaryota, Viridiplantae, Streptophyta, Magnoliopsida, Fabales, Fabaceae. Gene Ontology annotation, molecular function: endopeptidase activator activity; proteasome binding. The record is from RefSeq and is a predicted model, not a curated record. Gene Ontology annotation, cellular component: cytoplasm; nucleus; proteasome regulatory particle, lid subcomplex.
UUAAUUAAAAACAAUGAGAGAGGAGCGUUAGAGGGAGAGAACAGUGAAAAAUAAAUUAGAGGAACCCUCGAUUUGUGCUACUGCUGCGUCCGCUCUAUCUUUUACAAUUUUCUUUCCUUCUUCUGCUUUCCGUUGAUUCCAGUUUCACAACCUUCAAGCUUCAACUAAGCACUUUUAAUUUUGCAAUCUGGAGCCAUGAGUUCGUCUUCAGUAGAUGCUUUUCCAGCAGUUCAGGAAGUUAUGCUGGAGUUUCGUGCUGGUAAAAUGCUUCUCGAGGGAAAAAGGGUUGUUCCUGAUACAAGGAAAGGUCUUGUUCGAAUUGCUAGGGGGGAGGAGGGAUUAGUCCAUUUUCAGUGGCUUGAUCGCACUCAAAAUGUUGUUGAAGAUGAUCAAAUAAUAUUUCCCAAUGAGGCUAUUUUUGAGAAGGUUAAUCAAACAUCUGGAAGGGUUUAUAUAUUGAAGUUUAAUAGUGACGACAGGAAGUUCUUCUUCUGGAUGCAGGAAUCAAAUGCUGAUGGUGACUCACAACUGUGUAGCUCAGUGAAUGAUUACAUUAAUAGACCAUUAGAGUUAAUUGGCGAAGAGGAGCCUGAUGGAUCCCUUCCACUUCAAGUUUCUGAAGAUAUGGCUGAGGAUGACAUCUCAUCUAGAGCUGCAAACUUAGGUGUCCCAAACUUGGGUGUGGAAGCAACUAGUGAUGUAACGUCUUCUGGUCCGGUUAAAUUGGCAGAUCUCCAAAGAAUACUGAGCAACAUUGGGCCUGCAGAUAAUAUUGUGGAUCCUGAUGGAGGCUUGGGACUUGGGGAUAUAUUCAAGCCUGAUCUAAUAAUGCCAUUGAUGGAGACAUUACCUUUGGAGCAGCGUUUAGCUCCCUACUUACCCGAGGGUAAGUGGACUCCAGAAGAAAUAUUGGAGUUGUUGCAGAGCCCACCUUUCCGUCAGCAAGUAGAUUCAUUUACUUAUGUACUUCGAACGGGACAGAUUGACUUGUCUCAGUUUGGAAUUGAUCCAAGUAAAUACAAGUUCACAGUUUUGUCUUUUCUUGAGGCUCUUGAGGAUUCUGUUUCCAAGACGGUAGAUUCUGAAGAGGCCAGGCAAGAUGAUCAGGAUGUAAGAUCUCAAUCUUGUAACCAUCAGGACCCAAUGGAUGAAUCACAGUAGCGUGGCUCUUUUAGCAUCGUUCUUUUUCUAUAGAUACAAGAAACAUCAUGUUUUUUUCUUUCCCUGACAUUUUCUGCUCGAAAAAAGAAAUUUAAAAAUACAGUGAGAAAAAGGUACAAAAUUCAUUUGAGAUCUUUUAAUUAAUAUGCACCAUCAAGCUAUAUAGUGAUUUAUUGACCAAUGAAGUCCAAGCCAUCCGUAUCCGUUUCUUCAAUUUUCUUGUUUGUAAAUGGAAAAUGUUUUUUUUAAUAAUUUAUAACUUGUAUAAUGACCAAUGCUUCUCACAAGGUUA